AAAACAUUUUUAGUUAACUUAAAAUUUUUCCGGCUUUUUAUUGUGAAUAGGCUUGUCACUUUAAUUUGACAUUAGUUGACCGCAUUUAUAUGCUUUAUAAGUUGUUUACAAAAUCAUUUUCAACAAGCCUCACGAAAAAAAUGCCAGUGUGUGCAAAAAUUGGACCUUCUAUUUUAAAUGCGGAUUUGUCGAAUCUCGCAGAAGAAACGCAGAAACUUUUGGAUAAUGGCGCUGAUUAUAUGCAUUUGGAUGUAAUGGAUGGACAUUUUGUUCCUAAUCUCACAUUCGGUCAUCCAGUUGUAAAAAGUCUUCGUCAAAAGAUAAAAACAGCAUAUUUUGAAACACACAUGAUGGUAUCGCGACCACAGCAAUGGAUAGAACCUAUGGCAGAUGCUGGUGUUAAUUUAUAUACAUUUCAUAUUGAACCUGUGUUAUCUGAAGUACCAAGUAUAUGUCGUAAAGUGCAGGAGUCAGGCAUGAAAGUUGGUUUAGCGAUUAAACCAGGUACAUGUGUUAAAGCUCUUGAAAAAUAUAUUGACAUGGCAGAUGUUGUGCUUAUAAUGACUGUUGAACCAGGCUUUGGAGGACAAUCGUUUAUGGCAAAUAUGAUGCCAAAAGUAGAAUGGUUGCGUCAACAAUAUCCAAAUUUAGAUAUAGGAGUGGAUGGCGGCGUUGGCUUAAAGACAAUAGAAUGUUGUGCUAAAGCUGGCGCAAAUAUGAUUGUUUCUGGCACUGCAGUGAUACAAGCUGCGGAUCAACGUGAGGUUAUCGAUACUUUAAAAAAUAUAGUGAGAAAGUAUAAUAAAUGAAUCAAAAUUGUACGAUGUAGUAGGGGAUAUGAUAUGGAGUACUUAGCAAUUUUAUUUUGUAUUGUCUUAUGCAUUUAUUUGCAUUGCAAAAAACUAAUAGCAAUGAAGCUUAAUCACAAAUGGUACUGUGUACAUAUAUAUAUUUUUUAAAAACAAUUUUUUUUAUAUAGUAAAUUGGG
Teleopsis dalmanni is the source of this 988-nucleotide messenger RNA. It is a transcript of the gene Rpe, whose product is annotated as ribulose-phosphate 3-epimerase. NCBI's taxonomy places the organism in Eukaryota, Metazoa, Arthropoda, Insecta, Diptera, Diopsidae. Gene Ontology annotation, molecular function: D-ribulose-phosphate 3-epimerase activity; metal ion binding. The transcript has 4 exons. The record is from RefSeq and is a predicted model, not a curated record. Gene Ontology annotation, cellular component: cytosol. Bases 90 to 809 code for a protein of 239 amino acids. Gene Ontology annotation, biological process: pentose-phosphate shunt, non-oxidative branch; pentose-phosphate shunt; carbohydrate metabolic process.